Molecule: messenger RNA, 15746 nt
Organism: Tympanuchus pallidicinctus (lesser prairie-chicken)
Lineage: Eukaryota; Metazoa; Chordata; Aves; Galliformes; Phasianidae
Gene: RGS6
Product: regulator of G protein signaling 6
Exons: 17
Coding region: 706-2232 (508 amino acids)
Biological process (GO): intracellular signal transduction; regulation of G protein-coupled receptor signaling pathway; G protein-coupled receptor signaling pathway
Molecular function (GO): GTPase activator activity
Source: RefSeq, a predicted model, not a curated record
GACUUAUUUUUAGAUAAGUUGCUCCUUUUUCCAGCAACCUGACUGAUAGAAUGCUUAAUGGCAAAUGUUCCUGUUCCUUUCCUGCAAGUGUGGCUUCUGAAUAGCCAUUGUUUACUUUUCACGUUUUAAACUCAAUUGGAGAUUAGAAACAAGUGAAGGAGGAACAUUUACUGGCUGCACGUCUCACAAUGAGGUUUAUCAGCAAUAGAUGUUUAGAGACUGCUGUUCAAUCUCUUUGACCAAGUUUGCUGGCUUCCUCCUGCUGCCCAGCCCUUGCAAGGAGAGGCACAGUAAGAAUCUGCAUGCGGUGGUUGGUGCUGCCUGCCUUCGUUUCUUUCUGGUGGUGCUGGUGAUGCAGGUACACCUGUUUUAGUCAAAACAACACUUGAGGACGAGAGCAAGAGGUGUGUCCUUUUCAGGCAGUGAUUGCCUCCUUGCUAAGUGGUUUUAAGGUGUUCUGGUACCCGCUGCAUUGUUCUGGUGGAGCCCCCGCGUAUAACGCUGGUGAGCAGAGCACUGCUUGUUCCUGGGAUAACUGCGUUGGUUAACAUUAAUGAAGCCAGGAGUGCCAGAGUCUGUCCCUGUGAGCAGCUGAAAGCAAGGAGAAGGGAGCCCUGUCCCAGCAGACUGCAGCAGACCAGCGGACGGCAAGGGAAGAAAAGAAGCUGUGCACGGAGUAGUAGGGCCCAGUGACGAGAGGCAAACAUGGCCCAACCGCCCGCUGACCCCAGCAGUGUGGAAGCUGCAGAUCCUGAGGAGAGCUCCCCAAACAUGAUCGUCUACAGGAAGAUUGAAGACAUCAUUACAAGAAUGCAGGAUGACAAAACUGGUGGAGUCCCCAUCCGAACUGUCAAGAGCUUUCUGUCUAAAAUCCCCAGUGUCGUUACCGGUGCUGAUAUUGUGCAGUGGCUUAUGAAGAACCUCAGCAUUGAGGAUCAAGGGGAAGCAAUACACUUGGGAAGUCUUAUUGCUGCACAGGGUUAUGUGUUUCCAAUCUCAGACCAUGUCCUUACCCUGAAAGAUGAUGGGACGUUCUAUCGCUUUCAGGCACCAUACUUUUGGCCUUCAAACUGCUGGGAGCCAGAAAACACAGAUUAUGCCAUCUAUCUUUGCAAACGGACCAUGCAGAACAAAGCUAGGCUGGAGCUGGCCGAUUAUGAAGCCGAAAACUUAGCAAGACUUCAGAGAGCGUUUGCAAGGAAAUGGGAAUUCAUCUUCAUGCAAGCUGAGGCGCAAGUGAAAAUUGACAGGAAAAAGGACAAAACAGAAAGGAAAAUUUUGGACAGCCAGGAGAGAGCAUUCUGGGAUGUGCACAGGCCUGUGCCAGGCUGUGUGAACACCACAGAAAUGGACAUUAGAAAGUGUCGUCGUAUGAAAAACCCACAGAAGGUGAAAAAGUCAGUGUAUGGGGUUACAGAGGAAUCUCAGCCCCAAAGCCCUGUUCAUGUGCCCUCCCAGCCCAUACGCAAAGCUACAAAAGAGGAUUUCCGGAAACAAAUAACUUUUCUGAACCUGCAGAUAGACAGGCAUUGUUUAAAGAUGUCCAAAGUAGCAGAAAGUUUAAUAGCGUACACAGAGCAGUAUGUGGAAUAUGACCCUUUUAUCACUCCUGCUGAGCCUUCUAACCCCUGGAUAAGUGAUGAUGCAGCUUUGUGGGACAUUGAAAUGAGCAAAGAACCUAGUCAGCAGCGUGUGAAAAGAUGGGGCUUCUCCAUGGAUGAGGUGCUGAAGGACCCAGUAGGACGUGACCAAUUCCUUCGUUUCCUGGAAUCAGAAUUCAGCUCAGAAAACCUCAGAUUUUGGUUGGCUGUCCAAGAUCUCAAAAAACAACCUCUACAGGACGUGACCACCAGAGUGGAGGAAAUCUGGCAAGAGUUUCUAGCUCCUGGGGCCCAGAGUGCUAUCAACCUGGAUUCCCACAGCUAUGAGAAAACAAGCCAAAACGUCAAAGACCCAGGGAGAUACACAUAUGAAGAUGCACAGGAGCACAUUUACAAGCUGAUGAAGAGUGACAGCUAUGCGCGCUUCCUCCGUUCAAAUGCUUACCAGGACUUAUUGCUGGCAAAGAAGAAGCCAGAGAAUGAGCAAGGUCGUAGAACUUCUCUAGAAAAGUUCACUCGCAGCAUGGUAAGUUCUUUUUCUUCUCCCUCCUCCCUUUCUUCAGAACUCCAUUUUUCAUUGGGGGGAAUGCGGAUGUUUAUCUUUUUAUUUCAACUUUAUGUUUGCAGAUAGCAUCUUUACAGCUUCUCUUUUAGUACCGUAGCUCAUCUAAACAGCAGCUCUGAAAACGGGGUGGGUGGGGAGCAGAAUUCCAUCGCAGCGCUCAUUCCAGCUAAUCAUCACUGUAAAAGCAAACUGAUUUGUGUCCAGAAUUAAACGGAUGGAUGUCUUUUUGCUGUGUGCCCACUACAGAAUGUGUUCUGGCUUUUCCUUGUGCAAAGAAUCAGAAAAGCAUGAUUCUAGUAGAACCCACCAUUUCAGCUGUAUCCAUACUGACCUCCAUGCAUGAUUUGUGCUGCCAUAUGUAUAUAUAUAUAUACGUAGCCAUCCACUACACUGCAGCUGCUCCCUCUGUUGCCCCUGUGUGUCAGUACUCAUGUAAGUAGUGAUGGAUGGUACCCUCUGACUUGCUCAUAGUACUAUCACCUGAAAAGGAGUGCAGUAACAGCAAGAAACAUGACACUUUUAAACCUCUCAGAUAAUGGGAUGGUGAGACCUCAAGGGCAGUGGGCAGAGGUCUUCUCCUCUCAUCCUUCACCAAUCCCUGAUCUUCAGCUACUUGGGCCCUAAAGAUUUUCCAGAGAAAGAGGGCAAUUCUUGGCUUUCUUCUUCUCCCAGUGUUGUGCAUGUAUCCUGGGGUGCCCCCCUCUUGCAGUAGCACAGCUGGCUUGGUGGGAAGGGCUGGCAGAGGCAGGGGAAGUGUGCAGGAUGGGAUCAGCAGUGUUCAUGGGGCAGCAGGGAGCUAGCACUGAAGGUAUAUCAACAAGUUGUUCUGGUGUUGUUUAGUAUCAAGUAUGUUUUGACUUGAUAUGCCGUACAGUUUUGGCAUACCGCUGUGAUAUUCAGCUUUAUAACAAAGAUGUUGGACUGUGUAUAUACAGUACAUAUGCUUUUACUUGUGUGUUUGUGUACAUUAAUAUAUAUGCAUGCUAUAUAUGUACACACACUGUAUAAAUAUGAAACAUUUGUACAUCCAGAUAGAAAAGAGGAAACUGCAGGUAAGUGUGAGCUAUCAUACAGCAAAUAAACCUGGAGGGGUUCUUUCUGAACAAACUAAAUGCAGAGCUUUGUAGUAUAUGUCUGGCAGGCUUCCUGAGGAAUGUAUUUAUAUAGUUAAUGCAUAUGCACACAUUUGAAGCAUGUUGAUACAAAAUAUAUCACUGUGCCCAUCUGCAUAUUUACUACUUUGUAAGAGUUUGCCAGAAAGAGGAACAGGCGAGAUUUUUUUAUUUAUUUAUUUAUUUUAAAUAAACUAUGCCGAUAUAUUUACACUGAGUAGCAAAUUCUACUCCCAGAUGCACCAUUCAAGCUUUGAGGAGUCCUCAAAAGUACAUGGGCAGCACAGCAGUAGGGCAGACAUAGCAGUCCGUGUCCAGUUCAGCCUUAUGCUUGGCUCCUGGCUCUGGAGGCAGAGGUGCAAAGCUGGACUGGCUCUUCUGCGUGCGCCAAGGGACGCGGUCGGCCUCGGGGAGCCGCACUCGCUCUGGGCAACGCAUUGCAGAUCUGACAGUCUGUUGCACCAGAGCACUUACUAAUCCACCUCAUUUAAAAAAUGAUGGCCCUGCACACGGUGGCAGGUUUAUCUUAUUACAAUUUUCCUUUCGAAUAUAGCAAGGAUUGACAUUAUGAAAGCAGAGUUAGCCUGUCUUCUUGCCCAAGUGAAGAUAAAUGACAUCAUAAAAAUCAGACAUCAUGUAUCAUAUAUGUUAUAAAUAAUACUUGUUACUGAGGUAAUAACUUAAUUUUAAAGACAUACACACACACAAAUCCAUAUAUCUACAUCUCUCUCUUCUGUCAUAUCUGAUCAUCUUACUAAUUAAAAGGAGCCUGCUAUACUAUUUUUAGCUAUGCAGUCUCAGCCUAGCUGUUUAAACCACAGUAGUUUCCCAUCUGCUUUAGAAAUGAUUUAAUAAUCAGACAGAAGCUUAGUUCUUGUAAGCUGAGAUGAUCCUUCAGGGCCAAGAGUGGAAGGAGAAUAUAUUUUAAUGAGUACAUUUAGGGAAACCACUGGUGUUGUUGUCUCAUAGAGGAAGCUACCAAGUUUCUUCCUAACUUGUGCUGGUGGCCAUUUAAUGGAAGGGGAAACAAGAGUGUUUGUUUUUAUUUUUCUUUGUUGCACCUUGCAGCAUCCUGGGUUCUCUCUCCAAAGCAGCAGUGGUUGCUCAGCAAUAACAGGGAUUAUGGGGAUACUGGCCUCAGCAGGUAACUUCAAGUGAUAAACCUGGGCUGUGAUAUUCUGACUUGAUUUUGAACUUUUAAAAAUCACACUAUUCCAAGGAAGGAAUUAUCUCUCUUAAGUAAACUGGUGUUAAAUUUUCUAACUCAGUAUUGAGGCACUGACCUAGUAUUGAGCACAUCUCUACACUUUAUUCCCAGCUGGCACUUGUUUGUGAAGGCACGCACAGGGCUUUUGAGAGUGCCAGAGUUCAAUUUCUGUGCUUUAAGAAUGUUGCCAGAUAUUGGAUAUAGCGUUUGUUUGGAAUUGUCAUAACUUCUGUCUGAAUCAUUUGACAUCUCAUGCUGUUAGUUGUUGUGUUCCUGGGCCGAGAAAGCUCUGGUCCUGAAUAAGAUGAAAAAGUUCCUGCUUUGCUCUUCCAUCAAUGGAAUAUGAGAGAAGAGUGAUAGGACCUGGCAGCUCCCAGGUGAAGCAGCUGCCAUGGGGAGCCAAAAAUGCAAAUGCAAAGACUUUUGGCUACAUAUUGGAGUCUAUGGGAUAUCUCUUACCUGUGUUUUCUUUGCCCUACGUCCUUCCUCAAGUAGUAGUUGGCCACUGCAGCAUAUGCUCUGGCAUGAUUUGUAGAGGCACAUCAUAGCUGCUUGCAACCUAUGUUUGGAUAUGGUAAACUACAGCUUGUAUUUUAUCUUUCAUUGUUACAGUUUGUAAGAAGUGAAAUAUUUAAUAGGAAAAGGAGCCCUCCUGGUAACUUUUAGGGGAAAUGCAAGUAUGCAGUGAGACUAAGAGACUCCGGAAAUUUACUUUAAAUUUAGAGUAGUAGAAGAUAUCAGGUACAGAAGAGAGAUGCACUGUGAAAUGUAUCCAAGGAAUUGGGGAAUAUUUCCAAGUGGUAAAUUAAACACAUUGCAGAAAGAAUGAGGUGAAAGAGAAGGUGGUCUGUGUUUGGUUUACAUGAGGAUUGGGCUGUAGGUUAAGAAUAGAAGAAUAGAACUUCUCUAAUGAGCUUUCAUUUAAAGAACCUUAGACAUUAUGAAUGGAGCAUCUUGUACAGGACAGCAAGUCAAUGAAGACCAAGGAUUGUUUCCUUUCUCAGUCAUAUGUGAAUAACUGAAUUGACAGAAGGGCUCAGCUUUAUUAGCUGUAUGAGACAGAACUGCAGGAGGCAGCAGGCAGGGGCUGGUCAGCAGGAGCUGCUUCAAGUCUAUGAGGUAGCAGCAGUUGGUGUUUGCAUUCUCAUCCAGGAGCCUUGCAGACAGAGUCUCACAUGUAAUUCCUUCGUGUCUGUAAAGCCAGUGUCCUUCCAUGGUUUCUUAUGGAAGGGUGAGUUUUCUAAGAAUAUUACUGGAGAGCCUAUACUUUAUAUUUGUUUUAUAUAAUUUCUGCCUGAUGUCUGAAGUGCACUCCUUCUUGCAGUGAUUCAAACAGUAUUCUCAGAGUAGCACUUCCUCUACUUUAGUUUUCUGGUACGUCUUAGUGAUUUCAUGCUGAACUGUCCUUGGCUCAGGCCUGUAUGUUUAUCCCAAUUCAGUGUGGUGAAGCUACUGUUCUCUGCAAAACCUCAAGUCCCAUGCUUCGUCCAUGUUUAUCUAUUCCCUUGCAUUAUGCAGCUACAAUAGCCUCGUUGUCUAUCCUGCCUAUGUGGCUGUCCCCUCCCAGAUGCUUUCAGCAGUAUUCUCCUCCAGCUAUGUCUUGUUACCCCUUCUCUCACUUUCCUAUAUUCCCAACCCUUGACUGCAUCCCUUGGCCACUGUUACUGGCCCUUGCUGUUCAGAAUUGCAUGUCCUCUUGUUUUGUCUGCUGUUGGAUCAAAGUCCGAGUCACACUCUGACUCUCCCGGUCCUUAUUCCUAAUUCAUGAGUAUGAAGUCACGCACGUAAAAUGUAUCAGGAGGGUCUUACCUUCCUCAGGUGAACUGUAUAUUUUGUGCAGUUGUAUGUCACCAUGAUGUGUUACAAAUACUAACCAUGAACACAGUUCACGGGGUAGGACUGUAGGAGGAAUUGCUGCCUGAUAUCAUCAUUUCUCUCUUUUCAGCUGGCUCCUUGAUAAUGUCAUAGAACUGUCAUAAACUUACCAGCUUUUCUACUUUUUUACUUUCACAGCUCUACUUAAUUGCAUAAAUAGAUAACUGCAUUUGAGGGAAUGGAAAGUAUUCAUGACCUGCAAUAUAAUAAAGCCAAAAGUUUAAGCCAUUAUGGCUAGAAAAUACAGUGAGACGAAGUGUGGAUAGUAGAAGGUGAUACCCUGAAAUGCUGAUGAAAUGGGUGUCAGGAACAGACAGUUAGAAGGGAAGGAUGUAGGAAUGGAUGCCAAAACUUCUUAGAUUUGGCACCAAGAAAAGCCAUCUGGAAAAAGGAUUAUUUUUAUCUUUGGAUGUUGUCUUACUUAAAAAGAAAAUUUGCUUGUUCCAGUACUCAAAUCAUUAACAAAUACUGUCUCUACUGGGAAAAGGUUCUUGCAUUCUAUAGAUGUGGGAAGCACCAGAACAUACGUAAAGCAUGAGGGGACCCAGUGCGCACUGACAACUUGCCUGUUAUGUGCAGUAACCAGUCAGUGGCUAGCCCUGCUUGGAGCCGCAUGCCUGGGGCGUAAGUGCACGUACUGACAGAACUCUGCAUGCUUGUGUGCACUACAUCUGUUCCUGGUACCCACAGAGUGCCCUACCUGUACAAUGUGUGGGCUGGAUAGGUUUAUGCUGCACGCUCAGUUCAGGAAAUGGCGGGUUGCAUGUAUUGCAUGUACAUUGUGUUAUCCAUUCGGUAUGCAGGUCUACUUCAAAAGAUAAGUAUUCUUCAUUUCUCAUGGGUAAGUUACUCUUCACUUCCUACCCUUAAAACGCUGCUGUGUGGUUCUGCUGGCACAGGAUGGCCACUGCAUUGGCCCCAGAGGACACUGCUCCUGCACUGGGUGAGUGAUCCCUGCUUGCACCAUCUUUGGGAUACUUCUGAAUGAAAGGCCCUAUUUGGAGUUCAGGAUAUGCUUACUAUUAAUUUACUGCCUUUUAUUCCAGCUGCAUACAAAUUCAAGAAGAUAAAACUACCUUCUACAUGCUGCGGUUACUGAAUCACGACCUCAGCAAGGAUUUCUGGGGAGAGGGCUUGAGCCCUUCUGUGAUUUCAGCCAGGCUGAUAUUCCAGCACCAACAGAAAGCAUCUUUUAAACAGGCAUACGGUAGCAGGGAUGGGCUGACACCUAGAAAGGCCCAGUAAAACAAACAGGGAUGGGGCACAUUUUCAGGCAGGUUCUCAAACACCACUGAGCUGCACUUGCCUGGGAAGUUCUCUACUGGACAGGAUCUGGGCUAUCUGCACCAUGCAGCACCUGGUGAGCAUCGGCACUGGAACUGUGUGGUCUCUUAGGGUCAUCCCUUCACAGGAUGAGUUGGAGCAGUCCACAGACUGCUUGAACUAAUGCCAAAAUGGGCCCUAACACAUUCUUAGAUACGCAGGGCCCAAAAUGCUUCCCAGCAGAAGUGGGGAUGCAUCCACCUUCCCGGUGCUGCUGGGAAGGCAGAGGAGAGCUCCAGCAUUCUUGGAGCUGCUUAAGGAGUUGGUGAGUACUGGGCUCAUAUAUGUUCCUUGUUUGUUUUACAUGUAGUGGUGCACCAGGGAUUCUGAAAGCAAAGCGUAGCAUCUGCUUAGAAAGCAUGGGAAAAUCUCAAAAAAUAAGGCAGGGAUGGAUGAUACCAAUUUUAAUUGGACUACAGCACUGAUCUGCUUUUAUAUCCCAUCAUAUUAAUUGAAAAAGGGGAUAAAUUGAAAUGGAGAUGUCAGAUGUAGAAGCCUGACCCUGGUUAGCAGAGCUGUGAGCAGCUCAGGCACCUUGGUACCAGCAGCAGACUCAUGCUGCACCAUGUUGGGGUGACUCUUGAGAUGGUGCUGGUGGCAACGGAUGAGCAUCCUGCAUGCUGCUGUUGUGCUUGCCCUCUACAGCAGCUCCAGGGAUCAGUCUGUGUCAGCAUGGAGUUGAUGGUGUUGUCCAUGAUAGUCUGUGUGCUUCUUUAAGUGAUAUCUGUUCAUAGUUUGUAUUUAUUUUGCAUUGAACUAAGUUAUUUUCCUUUAUUGUUUAUGUUUUUAACUCUGUUUUGUACUUAACUUUGUUAAUUUGUGUUGCUUAUUUUAUGUUUGCAGUGUAUCUUCUCAUGAAAAAAAACAAGUCUAAUAAAAGAAUUUUUUUUUAAAUGAUACUAGAAUAAGAUUUCCCCAAGAUGUACUCUAACACUGAGAAUCAAGGAGUACUGGCAGGGCUAGGGCACUGGAAAUCUUCUCCUUUGGUUGGUUGCAGGACACUGCCUGCCCACUCCCAGAGUUGUCAAAGUGCAGUAGCUAGAAGUUACGGAAUUGCGUGGUGCCUGUCAGCAUGUGAAAAAGCUUAAAUUGCAGCUGGUGGGAGAUUUGCUCACCUCCAGCGGUACACAGAGCAGUCCCAGUCCUCUGCUGAGGUCUUACAGAGGGAUGGAGAUGUACUACUCCCCGGGAGAUGGCCUCUCCCCCAGGAAAGCGAUCCUUCUGGUUGGGGAAGGGACAGCACCAGGGAGCAGAAGGGGAUGGAGAGCGAUUAGUGGAGUCAGCUGUAGCAGAGUCCUAAGUGGGUGGGUGAGGAGUGUGGAGUGGAGUGGCAUGACAGUGCUUUGUUUGUGUUGCUGUGGUAAAGAGUUGAGCACCAGAAACAUCCCACACGCUUCCUCAGCCUCACUACUGGGGACAAAUACCACCCGAUGUUAAGGUAAGUGCCUGAUGGGGUGCAUGGGAGUGCUGGCCUGUGCGUGCUGCUGGUGGUGAGCGACUGCAUGUUGUGCAUGUGAGCUGCACUGUGUGCUGGGCACAGCAUGCCACUUGUGUGAAACUACAGGUAUGGGACAAAACUAAACCGUCUACUUACAAAAAAAACACAAUUCACAUCCCCUGCCUUCUCUCUUACUAGGCCAAGUGCUGCCUUUGGUAGAGGAAAGAAAAGAGCAAGGUGGAAAGUGGUGGCUUGUGCAAGAGAUUUGAAAGGAGAUCUGCCUAGUUUUUCUGUCAAUCCCAGAUGGGCUUUUCCCCCUCUUGUUUGCUUUUUGCCUGUGUUAAGUUGCUGAAUUCUGUUUCAUUCAGAUAACUGCUAAUUGCAUUUUAUAUUUUAGUUUUGUAGCUGUUCAGCCAUAGAAAGUGCUGUGUACAUCCAGUAGCCUGUGGGUCGCUUCGGCAGGGUGUGGUAAGAGCCCUGCUAAUCCUGGGGCCAGCUGGUCCCCUCCCAGGCACACAGCCGUGUGGAGGGUGGGCCCCAGAACUUGGAAACCCCCUUCUGGGGGGAAAUUUCAGAAGGUCUAUUAAGAAUUCCCUGACUUUUUCCUUAGGUUACUCCAGAUUGUAAGGUUGCACUCUGUAUGACAGAGUAAAAGAAGAGCUGUAGUGUGCUGAGCUCAAGACGUUGUGCUCUGUCAGCAAAGCUUAGGUGAAACUUCUGGAAGUAAGGCAGGAGCUAUAGAUGUUUUUGUGCACUGGGGAAAGGAGAGCUAGAAAUGUGGGCCAGGAGCUGGCUUCCUGCUAAGCAAAGACAGUGGAAGGAAAAAAAUCAUUUAUCUUGGCUGAGCCUGUUUAAAGAAAAUGUGAGGUCUUUUGUAAUGACCUAAAACUUCAUCUACCUGUCAGUGAUCUCACUAAGAGAAUCCUGACCCAACGCCAGAUCAGACCCAAAAGGACCCUUGAAGUUCUCUGGCAUACUUUGCACCCAGCUAUGCUGUAGCUACCCAAGAUACAGGUAUGUGUCUUACCCCGGCCAUCUGAGGCGAUGUGGGCCAGCCUCGCUUCUCAGCUGGCCACCCCACUGCAGGGGCGCUUCUUUCCAGGGGCGCUGAAGCAUGUCGCACAAGCUGGGGUUUAUGUUGUAUCUGUCUGGUGGAAAGCUAAGUAUAGCAUUCCCAAAUGUGCUGUGUCUCCUUCUGAACCUUGUGCUACAGAAGCAUGGGAAGAUUAAAAAGAAGCAGAAAUAAGAGGGACCAGUUGCUAUAUCUUUGAGAAGAAAAAUCCCAAAUCAUGUGCCCACAAACCAGUAACAUUCAGCCUGCAGGUGCUCACCCCAUUCAGGCCCCAAAAGUGAGGCUGAUCCUUGGGUUAGAACAAAUGUGUGUGUGGCUGGAGACCACUGAGGAACCAAAGCAGUGCAGUAUGUAUUCUAAAGCUCUCUCAGUGUUAAUCCAUGUGUGCUGGCUUCUUUUUCUACCCAUCUUGCUGCUGCUGUGCCAGCCAAGACUGGGCCAGACCCACAGCAUCGAGCCCACUGCAGAGCCAGGAGCUACGUCCACAGUGCCAAAGGAAGCUGUGAGGGAGUGCUGCAACAUCUUGCACUGCCAAACAAGAUGCUGAGGCGGGAGCUGGCGUGUCCCCAGCUGCCUGCCACAGAGAAGAUAACAGAGAAGCUGACUGGCUGCCUUUAUCUAGGGCCAUUAUAAAAACCCAAUGAGUAUUCAUUGGUUUUUUUCCUAAGGAGCUAUCCAAAUACAGGUAUAAAUAUUUUUUUUUUUCCUAAAACCAGCCAUGUUAUGGCUCCAGAAGUUAACAUCUGGAUGUUUACCUUCUUUUCCUUCAAAUUGGGCUUAAGAAUCAGUGCUUCCUCAGCACCCUUUCACUGGUGUUCACAAUAGCAGUGUGUGCUGACCAUGCCUGCAGCUCCUGCAGAGGACUUACCACCCCCUGGGAUUGCACUGGCCCAAGCUCCCCAGGAGUUUGUUCAAAAAUGAGAAUUUGAUUUACAGUGAAAGAAAAUAGGCUUAUCUUAAGCAGCAGCAGUGCCAUACAGCAGCUGGGCCCCAGGAGAGAGCCUACAAAAUGGUGGUGGUGGCACUCCCAUCCCAGGAGGGAUGGUCCAAGCAACAGCACUGUUUGUCACAGCAGAGUGUGGUCAUGUGAUCAGCCCAGCAAAUUGCUUGAUAAAGGCUGCAUGUUUGAGUGGUAACAUCAGGCUUCUGCAGAUAGCUACUGCAUCCAUCUGCUGUAGUCUUGAAUGGGAAGAGAUGAGGAAACAAAGAGGCUGACGGGUCCUUUUUUCUUGGAAUGUUAAUGUGUUAAUCUAGAGAACAGACCCGGAUCUGUUCAAACUGCUCGUAUGAUCCGUGGCAGAGGUUUGGCCCGGACCAAAGGGCACACUUAAGAGUCUGAGAACAGGAGUCACGAACACAGGACUAUUCUCAGUAGGUGAUUUGGAUGUGGCCACCUGGUUUUUAAGAGUAAUUGGGGUGAAUUACCACCCUAAGCUACUGAUUUUCCAUACCUUGUGGGUAUAAACUCCAUGCCAGUUCUGAUUUUCCUUCCCUUUGCGCUCUGAAUUUGUUGCAAGGUGAUCAAACAACUUCUCUAGUUGGAAUUGGCUGGAUGGUCACAUUCAAAGAGUUGCAGUCAACAGUUCAAUAUCUGGGUUGAGACCAGGGACAAGUGUUGUCUGCAGGGGUGGACAAGCAGUGACUGAGGCCAGUUAGCCACAACUCACCUUGCAAAAUCCAGGGGUAAAAUUGCAGGUAACUGAAAAACCCUCACCAACAGUCCCCAUCUCGUGGCAGCUGCUUCACUCACACUGUGGGUCUCCUGUCUGUCUGUUUGUCUGUGCCUUCCUCCAGGGAAAGUCUCUGGCCAGCAAGCGCCUGACGGGCCUGAUGCAGUCCUCCUGACAGUCACCCCACCAGUCUGCCACCUCACCAGGGAGGGCAGGGUGCCAUGGAGGACAGCAGGAGCAGAGAGCAGCUCAGCGAGGGACAGCCCGCCUGUCACCAAUUACAUCAACACUUUAUCUGCACAGCUUCGUAGUGACACCGAGCUCUGCAUGGGGACUUGGAUUCCUGCUUGGGUUUGUAGGAGCACAAGCCACAGUACACAGGAAGCAAGACAAUGGCUUGGUGUGUUGUUAUUUGAGGAAACAGACUUCACCACUGCUUGGAGAAAGAGGAACUGAGAGAGAUCAGUGGUUUUGCUUCACCUCUUCUCUUCCUAGCACAGACACGGCUAUAAAAGAUGCCACUGCAAUCCCAUUUGCUCCUUUUCCUGUGGCCAUCUGGAUCCAAUAAAAUAUCUGCUGGAAGCUGCUGCUCCUUUCCACAAAGUAUCAAAUGCAUCUCUCCUGCAGAUCCAUUGACUUUAGCUUUGUUUUUAAUUUCCUAUGUCUCUCCUCCUUUAAAAUAUCAGGAAAAAAUGGCCCUCACUAAGUUUGUCACUCGCUGUCCUUCCAAUGGCAUGUAGCAUGUCCAAAGACGAUGGUCAGAUCCUCGUCCAAAGGCAGGAGACUUUGAGUGGCUUACAUCACCUGAGGAUCUGCCCCACUGCGUCAGACUGAUCUUGGUGCACAUCCUCCGACAUUGGCGGGGUUGCUCUGCAUGUACGUUUAGUGCAAGACUGCCUGACGUAGUUGUGUUUUAGAUGUAUGACGCACAUAUGCACAAACACACAGACACACACAUGCGGUAUUUAAAAGUGAGCUGUUUUCUAUUGUAUUUGGCUUUCUAUUUAUUUGAGGUUUUGCAUACUUGCUUAAUGAUGGAUGUUCAAGUUUUAUUCCAAGUAGGUAGAACUGAACCACUUAGAGGAAAUUUAGCCCUGAUUACAGUGGGCCAAAAUCUGUUCAUGCGUAUACAGGGGAAAGUAACUCUGCUGUAGGCAUGUGUAAUGGAGAGCAAAAUUCAGUCUGCAGCAAGGAGAGAUCUGAUGGAGAAAGGCUUGUCAGAAGAAGUUUGUGGCUGUGCAGAUGCUUGGGUGCCUGUGUUUCACCUGAUGUAGAGCCCGUGAAUACAAAUGCAAGAGAUGACCCAAUAGCUUGUUUCAGAACGUGGGUAUUACAGAGGUUAGGAUGAAGACGGACCUGGAGUGACUUGGUUAAUGACAAAACUCACAUUACACUAGCUGCAGAUAUGUAAAAUGGAUUGCAUUCACAUACAGUAUACUGCCUAUAUACAAAAUUUUCAAUUUCAAUUGACUUAGUACCACGAAACCUGUAGUUUUUAAGCAGUUCAGAUCUGAAGUGUAUGUGAAAAUAGACACUUGGUCUUCUUCCCUUAUGCCAAGCCAAGCUGGUUUGGUUUUUGUUUUGUUUUGUUUUGUUAUUUGGUUUUUGUUUUGUGUGUGUGUGUGUGUGCAGGUGGUAGAAAUUGCUAUAUGGGUACAUGUCUGCAUUCCUAUCUAGGAAAAAUUAUCUAUCUUGCUAAGUAGACAGCUGGCUACCAACCAUAUUUAUUUCUGUGGCAAAUAUUAUCCUAAUAUCUGAGGCUAAUGUAUGCAUAAAAUCAGGCCAGCAUAGUUUUCACCAGUAAAAGAAUUUUCCCUCUUUACCCAUGAAUUUUCUCAUUUUGAUACCUCAAUUAUUUUUCCCAGACAGCUCUUGAUAUCAAUUUUACAUAAGGUCUAUAGGACUCUACACCUGCAUGACUAUACAGUAGAGUACUGAGUACGGUAUUUGUUGUUUACACUUACUUACCUAGUUCCUAUAAUAGGCCUAUUAACUGGGAUCUUCAGACCAAAUUCCUCCUACAUACGUGGCAAUACAUGGCAAAUGAGAGCUCCAGGACUGCAGAAUCAUCAUGGCUGUGCACGUACAUACAGGUAACAUUUUCCUCUCAUGGAGACAUUCGGGUCUUUGCUGAUUGUCACUAAACCAUCUCAGCAGGACCUGUCCAUUCCAUGCUGACCAUCCAGCCAAAGGCUCCCCUCUGGUAGUAGUAAGUGUUUGUGCAACAGUCCCAGUUGUCCAGCCAUGCACAUUCAAACGUGUCCCCCUGUGCCACCCCUAAGAACGUGCUGUGUGCUGCCUGUAGGUAAUUUGCUGGGUUUGAACAGCCAAGAGCAUGGGGGAACUGCGGACAGUGAGUAUGCAUAUGGGCAUACAUCAGGGGGCCUGGAUGCUGAACAGCUUGCUAUCUAAAUGCACACUGGCACAGCUAAUCUGCUCAGCAGCGGCAAGCCAAGCGGAUGGAGCUACGUAUGCUCUGUAGAGGGGAGAGCUCCCCUCCUAGCUUCCUGCCCAAAUUUCUCUGAGACAAACAUCAUGAGAUCAGAAAGGGUCUCCUCCUGGGAGCACAUACAAAUGGCUGUUCAUGUGUCUUCACAUAUGACAAUGCUAAUGUGUAAGUAUUUCCAUGCAACCUGCAUCCUUGAAUUACUGCUGUUUAAUGACAUCACUUAUUGCAAGUGAUGCUUCUCUUGCGCACUCGCCAGUGAGCACCACCCACUGAGUGCUGCAAGCAGUAAUCUGCUGCUUUAUAAGCAUCCAUGUCUUCCAGCUACCUCAUCGCCCAGAAGAUGAGUUAGGAAAUCAGUUUUUCACCUCUCCUUAUGUUCUCAAUGGCAUUGUUUCAAUGAAAAGCAGGCUUGGAAAGCUUUUACAAUCUCCAUGCUGUGAGAGCUAGCCACCAGGCAUCCCAUACCUGCAGGGCUAUAGCUGUGAAAUACAGCUGUACAUUAUUAUUUGGAUAAUGGAAUAUCCAAAGCAUUAAUGAUCAUCAUAGUGGGCCAGCACCAGGACAAGCACGAGGAGGUUUUGACAGGUCAGUGCAAUGUUAGGCUAAGGCAAAUGGAUUAAUACAUUCUAUGUAUGUAUAACUCAGUGCUAAAAUCCCAUAGAGUACUGUAAUAAAAUGGUAGCAGGGCAUAAAAAGCCACAGUAAGCUGACAUAAUAAUACCAGGAUAAAUGUAGCAAUAAGGUAACACAGGCCACUGCAGUAAAGUAGCAUUUUGGUAAUGCAGCAAUAAGACACAACAGGACGCUGCAGUAAACUAGUUUGGGGAGUAAGGCAGUAGUGAUGGCAUGUGUGGGCAGUCUGGUGUAUUUGUGUCAGGUACUGCAGCAAUAAAGCCAACACAAGGUGUGCAAGUAAUAAGUUACUACAGUAACAGCAACACAAUGCACUGUACAGCUAUAUCAGGAAGCUUCCAUGCUGCAGGCAAGUCCUACAAGACAUGGUAAUGAGACAAGGCAACAUGUGCCCCAUUUCUAUAAAAAAUGGGUCUUUUCUCUGCAUAGUAACUAAGGUCCUGGAAUCGUCUCAUCAACACCAAUACCAUCCACUCCUGCUUUCAAGAAAGCUGAGGUGAGAGCAUUCCCCCAUUCAAACUCUUAUAUUGGUCUGGAAAUAAUGACUUGACUUGUCUUUUUGGCCAAAUUUGCACAGAUGGUGGGGUUCUUCAGUCACUCCUCAUUCAGGUGACACUGGCAAUUCAUUGGUCCUUUGCCUUGGGAAGGCUUUGGCUCUGUCAACUUCUGGAAUGGGUGGUGCUUUCAGACUACAGCUAUUUCUGUUCUGGGGGGAGAUGGGAAACUAGGUACAGGACAUCUGACUGUACUGUCCUGUUUCCUGAAAUGCACAAAUAAAUUGAGCAUCCUGGAAAAGUCAAA